Molecule: messenger RNA, 1181 nt
Organism: Vitrella brassicaformis
Lineage: Eukaryota; Vitrellaceae
Source: the annotation of a GenBank genome assembly
ACCUCCUCGGCUGCCUUGGAGUCGCCCCCUUUCUCCUCCUUCCCCCGCCACUCGUAAAACAGAAGUCGCCUAGCACUUGGUAGGUUUCGAAUCGCCUCAGUCUGCCAUUCUGCAAGGUAGAGAAGGCCAUGCAAGAAGACUAACAUCGUCCACCACCACCCAAUCGUUUCUUCCAUGCAUGGCGUGCAGGAUACGAUGACGAUGGUGUCGGCUUGUAAGAUGCCUCUCGUGCUGUCUAUGGCGCUGCUGGCUGUCGGUCUGAUGGCCGCAGUGAUGCCUUCCAACACCCAAAGCGCUGCCGACGGUCAGCAAACGCAACACAACAAUGAGACAUGACAUGGGGGGCAUCAUACGUAUGGGUACGUAUGGGUAUGUAUGGAUGCAUCUGCCGCGUUGUGGCUGCAGUGUCGGCAAGCCGCUAUCUAGCCCUGAAUUCGGCCGAUAAUACCAACAGCACUGAAGGGGCUGACCAGGGUACGCCAAAAGCAUCUCCACACGGAUGCCUUCGUGUUCAUGUGUCGAUGCAUCUGUGGGUGUGUUGUGUUGCAGAGUUUGCCUUGAUGUCGUCCACGCAUGCGUCGCUCAUCCAGCUGCAGCUCAAUCACGCCCACGCCUCAAUCACUGCCGCCCACAAACUCAACAUCGCCGCCCACCAGCUGAGCGUCGCCGCCGUAGACGCCAUCGACAGCGCCCUCAAGACACACGCACUCCAGCCUUCGGGUGGGUCAGUCGUUUGCAUGCAUUCCAAGUCCGUCUGUGCAUGGCUCCCUGAUUGUUUGCAGGCAAGUGCACAAUAUACGUGACGCACGGCGGCCAGGAGAGCGUCUCUAUGGAAGCUGUUGACGACUGCCCCGGCAACGAGAAAGUGUGCGCGGCCCAUCAGAUUCACUUUAACUGGUCGUGGUUCACGCUCGUCCUGGCAUAUGUCGGGAAGCUCAGAGUCGAGGCAACCCCCAUCCUGGCAUCUGCGUCGACAAAAAUACCCGCGCCCAAGACCUGGUAGGCAUGAUGAAGGGGAAAGAAUGCCAAAAUCCUUGUUGCGUGUUGUUUUCGAUUAGUGCGAGAAAAUCUCCACUGAGCAAUGUCACACGCAUCCACACACACCCAGAGACAGAAAGAGACAGUGCCGCAUCUUGUAUUAUCUUGUGUUGCAGCGGCGAAGUUCUUCCGCAUCCCCAUAG